Molecule: messenger RNA, 363 nt
Organism: Colletotrichum truncatum
Lineage: Eukaryota; Fungi; Ascomycota; Sordariomycetes; Glomerellales; Glomerellaceae
Source: RefSeq, a predicted model, not a curated record
AUGGUCGCCUUGACCACACCCUCGUUAUCGAUGGAGAACUUCCAACCACUGACGACGACCCCGCAGGGGCUCAGCGGUUAUAGGGACGGCCGUCAGCCGUUACGUCGUAACAACCCCCACGGAACGGAAGAACUAGGAUACAGGUCACGUGACGAUAAGCAGGACCGACGGACGAUAAGCGGUCCUGGGACAGGACCGACGGUGAAAAACAUCAACAACAGCGAGAACGAAAUUUUUGAAAACAGCAUCAAAUUGAUCAAACCACGCCCGCUCGCGCUCUCAGAGGUCACUUUGGGCAUAAUGUCAUCCUCGGCAUUGAUUCUGCUCCCAAAGAGCCUGCUCGUGGCCGCGGGCGGGCUCUGA